CCGAAAUCAUGAAUUCUAGUUCCACCGAAAUGAAUUCGAGAACUUAAAGAAGGUGCACCAUCUGUCGGGUAAUAAUAUCGUUAUACGAGUAUGAGAAAGUGACGUCUUGUACAAAGACUAACCACAUAUAUAGCUGGUCCCAAUACCAUGCCAAUACUAAACGGAAACUAGUGUUAUCGGAAAGCCAUAUGAGUACCGAUGCGUUACAACAGUUCAAGCCUUUUCUAUUUACUGGAAAGAAGUGCUAUAAAUAACUAGCAUUAGCAGCAGGUUCAAGAACCAGUGUGAAUCGGCGCAGCAGAGUGGAUAACAUCACUGGAAAGUUGUGCGAAGUAACACAACUUUGCUGAGGAUCUACCAUUGCAACGGCCAGUUUAUAUUCUGGACGAAAUCAACAUGAACACACGUCAACUUCCGCUCGGUUCUUUCCUGUGUGCUGUGUUCAUCCAACAAAUUCUGCUUCUAAUGGUAGCGCCCUCAACGCUGACGACUGUUUCGGCGGCAACAACAAGCAGGAACGCCGACGACGAUGGUUCGUUGUUGAUUGGAGCGUUCAACAUCCAAAUACUGGGGCAAGCCAAAUUUAAGAAGGUGGAAGUUGUCGAAACACUGGUGAAGAUUCUGAGGCGAUAUGAUUUGGUGCUGAUCCAGGAGAUACGUGACAGUGCACAGACGGUUAUUGGACAAAUUCUGGAUGCCGUCAAUUCGGGUCUAAGUGACAAGUACGAAAUGGUGGUGAGUGAAAGACUUGGACGUACCAACAGCAAGGAGCAGUAUGCGUAUUUCUACAAACCAAGUAAAUUGACUCUGAUUACAAGUUACGUGUACAAUGAUGAGAGGGGCGAUGUGUUUGAGCGGGAACCAUUUAUCGCAUAUUUCGAGUCUCCAACAACAGCUGUGGACAGAUUUGCGAUGUUUGGUAUUCAUAUCAAGCCAGCCGAAGCUGUCGAAGAAAUCAACCGACUGGUUGAAGUUUACGAUGACUUCGUAAACAGAUAUAGACAGAAGAACGUCAUCAUCGGUGGCGAUUUUAAUGCAGAUUGCGGCUACGUGUCAAAGGGCAUCCUAAACGACGGCUUAAUACUGCGUACAGACACUCGAUUCAACUGGAUUAUUCCCGAUGACUUAGAUACCACAGUGGCAGCUUCAGACUGUUCAUACGACCGAUUUGUAAUUGCUGGAGACGAACUCAACGACAACAUUGUACCGGGACGAACGGGUGCUUUUUACUUUGAUGAGCAAUAUGGUUUGGAUUCAGGCGAGACCCGACUCGUGAGUGACCACUACCCUAUCGAGAUGGUUAUUCAAGGAAAUCUGACACCUGUGUCGCCAUUAUCGCACACCACCUCUGGCACCGUAAGUUGUUCCGGCAGUUUCCGUGCCGUGGUGUGGCUGUGCCUCCUGGUCGUCGCGGAGGAGACCGACCCGUCGGUGUGCAUCGGCCGUCUGGUCGAAUCGCUCACAGGCGAGGGUUCCGGCGUGACGGACCGCUGCACCGAGGACUGGAUCAAACGUUAUCUGGAGUUGUCCUAAACUGAACAAGGAGAGGCGGGGUUGGUGUUGGGGUUGGGGUCAGUUCGGUUGCUCACGGGUGGACCAGGUCUGAUGGUGACGGAGGGUAGUUGAUAUAUUUAGGGGUUCACUGGUCCAUAUAGACUUGAUGACAAUUUAGCGCUGCUCCAAACACACAUUUUGCCGUUCAUAUACUAAUAAUAUCGAGGUCUUAUAUAGCGCACGUAUCUACCAAACAAGAAAGAUAGGUUAUUGCAUUGCAGUGACGAAUUCUGAGACCCAAUUAUUCAGCACCCAAGGUGCUACGGCGCAUACAGCAGCCAUCGUAUGAUAAUGAUGAAGGUUAUUUCACAAGGAGGGCGCUGUUUCAUGCAACAAUGAAUCGGCUAUCGGAUAGAUUAAAAGCCAUGAUCAAAGAUUUUGAACCAAGUCUGAGGGCUCUAUUAUUCAAAUUGGGGAAAUCGUACACCCAAACCCCCUCCCCCGCCGGGAAAACCGCCCAAAAUAACAUGCACACAAAAUACCCAUUCUACAAAACAUUGAUAUUUCAGUGCGCUAAUGUGGUGUUGCUGUCGCUUUAAAAUUUAUAAUUUUUUAAGGACAUCUUGUAUAUUAAAUGUCUAAAACAUGA
Asterias rubens (European starfish) is the source of this 2143-nucleotide messenger RNA. RefSeq names its product deoxyribonuclease-1-like. Gene Ontology annotation, biological process: DNA catabolic process. Gene Ontology annotation, cellular component: nucleus. The transcript is spliced from 10 exons. The record is from RefSeq and is a predicted model, not a curated record. The coding region runs from base 397 to 1533 and encodes 378 amino acids. NCBI's taxonomy places the organism in Eukaryota, Metazoa, Echinodermata, Asteroidea, Forcipulatida, Asteriidae. Gene Ontology annotation, molecular function: DNA nuclease activity.